This is a messenger RNA of Solenopsis invicta (red fire ant), 5370 nucleotides long. RefSeq names its product tyramine receptor 1. Lineage: Eukaryota; Metazoa; Arthropoda; Insecta; Hymenoptera; Formicidae. Gene Ontology annotation, molecular function: G protein-coupled receptor activity. Bases 1462 to 2682 code for a protein of 406 amino acids. The record is from RefSeq and is a predicted model, not a curated record. Gene Ontology annotation, cellular component: membrane. Gene Ontology annotation, biological process: adenylate cyclase-activating adrenergic receptor signaling pathway. The transcript is spliced from 7 exons.
AGAGAAGGUCGAUGGGGGUGGUUGCUGGGAUUUUCAGUACGCGCGCGAUCUCCGUGCCGAAAACACGUUUCUCUCGAAUGUUCGUACAACCUUUAAAGUUCGUGCGAUCUAUGGCAAGAGCUCACUGUAUAAAAUUACCAUUAAUAAAAUUAUAAAGAAUAUCACUACCGAUGAUUAUCUUUAAUAUAUUAUUAUUGUUAUAAAAGUGCAAAAAUUUAAAUUAAAGCAAUCAUAAUUUUAAUAAUUACGUUUUUUUAAGCGCAAGAUAAAAAGGCAAAUAAAAAUAAUAGUCCGGCAAUAAAUAUUUAUGUUAAUUUUCACUGGUAUUACUCGACAAAUGUAUGCUCGAUCGGAAUGUAGUACAAACGACGAAUUGUGAUUUCGAAUGCUCAUCAGACGACAAUUAGCCUCAUAUCUACACACUAGUGAAUUAAUCAUGCUGACAGUUUCCGUUGAAACACUGCUAUUAAUUCAGUUAUUCAGAAGUACACGAUAUGCUAUGGUGAUGUAACGUAAACUAAUAAAUAGAUAAAUUUAUUGGUGAUAAUUAAAGAUAAAAGCUUGAUAAGUUAAAGGUAAAACAACAAUCGUCAAAUAAUACUUUAUAAUAUUAGAAAUGAUAUAUGGGUUACAAAUAAGAAUAAUAUUUUGCUAUAAAUAAAAAUAAUAAUUGUUGAGGAUAAAUAGAAUGCACACAUAAAAUUGAUGAUAAACAGUGAAUAGAAAGUGCAUCAAGGAUCUAACAAUAUUUUAAUUAAUUUUCCAUGUGCACGGGCAAAUUAAUUUUUGGUCUAUGUGUAACGUGUAUUAUUUUUGAUAAAAGUUAAACAAUAAUUAAAUUAAAAAUGAAAUAUUUAUUGCGCGAAAAAUAAUUUUUUAUAGAUCACUCAAAAUCAUAUUAGACACAGUUGGUUCUCACGUUUAGAUGUGCACUUCUCUUUCUAUGCUGAUUCUCGCAUUGAAGGUGUCGGCGCUCCGGAUAUUACAUAUUACGUGCUUAUGAUGCGAAAUGUACGAUAUUAUAUGAGACUAUAUUUUAUGGGUGACACACGGCGCGUUUGACGUUGGCUUUCGAGCACUUUGCUAUAUCGCGAACAUUUUAAUUAAUGAAGUCUUGUAAGGAAGCGUACGAACAAUUAACGCGACUCACACGUGUGCCGACGUUUAUGCAAUAAUUCACAUAAUAUUCACGCGUCAUUCAUUACGACAACAAAUAUUGUAUGAUACUUACUGAAUCGAUUAUUUGAAUUUAACCGCAUGAAGCUAUUUACAUAACGUCAAUAACGUAAUUAAUUAAUCUCAAAUUGACUAUGUUAUCAUACGUGAAAUAAACUGUCACAUCGAUACGUGUAAAUCUGACUCUCUGUCAUCUGGAUAUGGACUUCUCUUAGAACUCAUCAUGUCUCACAAUAUACGCAUCGCAAAACAGAAAUUAUCAUCUAUGGAUCGAGGGUAAGCGUCAUGGAGAAUCAAACGGCUGAUGAUUAUGAGGACAUUUACCAAUGGAACCACACGGUCUCGGCGGACGAAGGAGAUACGGAGACAGGAUAUUACUUACCCAAUUGGACCGAUCUUAUUCUAGCAGGAUUAUUUACAAUGCUAAUUAUUGUUACCAUAGUCGGCAAUACUUUAGUGAUCGCGGCUGUAAUUACCACGAGGAGAUUACGGUCUGUGACUAAUUGUUUCGUGUCUAGCUUGGCUGCUGCAGAUUUACUGGUCGGUCUAGCGGUGAUGCCACCGGCUGUACUGUUACAGCUUACAGGAGGAACUUGGGAGUUGGGCGAAAUACUGUGCGAUUUCUGGGUCUCCCUCGACAUUCUGCUUUGCACGGCCAGCAUUCUCUCGUUAUGCGCCAUAUCUAUAGACAGGUAUCUGGCCGUAACUCAGCCGCUGAUCUACAGCCGUAGACGCAGAAGCAAACGACUGGCUGGGUUGAUGAUCGUCGCGGUAUGGGUGAUGGCCGGCGCAAUAACGAGCCCGCCUCUACUGGGCUGUUUCCCACGUGCGACAAAUCGAGACAUCAAAAAAUGCUCCUACAAUAUGGAUUCCUCCUAUGUGAUAUUCUCGGCGAUGGGCAGCUUCUUCCUGCCGAUGCUGGUAAUGCUGUACGUGUACGGCAGAAUUUCGUGCGUCAUAGCGAGCAGGCACAGAAAUCUGGAGAAGACCAAUGAGGGGGAAAACGUCCGAUCACGUCGUAAAAUCACGAUUGAUCGUGGUAGAAGUAUCAAGGCGCAACGUUCGAAUUAUGCUGAGAGCGGAAUAACGUGCGACAAGCCAUCCGAGGAUACCGAGCUAACAAAUAUGUGCAAAAAGUUGGGCACAAUUCGGGGUAAUCAGCAAAGCUGCAUCAACAGGGUCGCCAGGGAGACGAAAACUGCAGGCACCCUCGCGGUGGUUGUAGGUGGUUUCAUCGCAUGCUGGUUGCCGUUUUUCAUUCUGUAUCUGGUAACACCCUUCGUGCCCGUGCAGCCGCCCGAUGUUCUCAUGCCAGCCUUGACAUGGCUAGGAUGGAUUAAUUCGGCCAUCAACCCAUUCAUUUACGCUUUCUAUUCAGCAGACUUCAGACUCGCUUUCUGGCGACUAACAUGUAGGAAAUGUUCAAAGAGUAGACUGAACUUAGAUGGCACAAAUCGGAAAUUACCAGCCUCGGUUAACUGGAAGAAAGAUACAUCGAGGACGUGAAGUUCUCUGCCCACAGUUUUGAACUUAUGCAAUUAUGUGGCGUCCGGUAUAGAAUGAUUGUGGUUGACUCGGGUUUAUUUGCAAUAGCAAUCUAUUAGCAAAGAAUGAUGUGUGUGAGAACUACGUAUGUUCCUAGUAUAAAUUUAUAACUAAUCGAUAUAUGUAGUUCUUAUGCGAUUUUAUAAAACAUAAAAGAUUCACUAUGCAUAUGUAUACGCACAAUCAUUUUGGAUACGCGUAGCUUUCAAGAUUUACAUCAACAGUCAUAAUCUCUUUGUGCAAUAUAAUUGAAUAUUAUUCUUUUAUUGAAUGUUUAUCAGUUUUGCAAUUAUGUUUCAUUAAAUUAAAUUUUUAAAAAAUGUUUUACAAUUGUUUAAUAGUUUUUUUAAAGUAAACUUUAGGAGAUAAAUUUAAUGUAUAUUCUUUUAUGCUUUUUUUUACAUGUGUAUAAUGCAGUGUGUCAAGGCAACAUUAAAAACAUUGAAUCAGUAUGAAAAUCUUGGCUCUUUUUAAUGUUUUUUCUUAAAGUGUGUCUAUACUGACAAAUAUUAUGGCAAAUUAAAUAUUGGAAAAAUGACGUCAAAGUUGUCUAUAACAAAAAAAUUGAUGCCAUUUGUAAUGCAAUUUUAUGUUAGCAAAAAUGAGUCUGACAACAAAAAUAUUUGAAAAAAUGACGAAUGCAGUAAAAUGCAUAUGUAAUAAAUUUUGAAAAUUUUUAAUUUUUGUUUACAGCAUUUACAACUUUGUUCCCUUCAAAAAUGUGUACAUUAUAAUAGCACGCAAAUAUUCUCUUUUUAAACUCAUUUUUACGGAUAUAAAGUAGCACAAUAAAUAACUUAAAUAAUACUAAUUUUUUUGUCAUAUACAGCUUUUGACGUUAUCUUUAUAACAAUGCAUACAGAGUGUCUUAUAACUUUUAAUUAAUUAAUAUUUUGAGAAAUGAAAGAGGAUGGAAUAUGGAAAAGUUUUUUUUCCAAUUUUAGCUCAGACCAUUUACCGAGUUAUUAACGAUUAAAGUUGAUCAAUCAGAUUGCGCCUGUAAUACGCAGAAGCAUAACAUGUCAUGGGGCUUCUCGCGUUUACAUUACAUUUUUCCAAUUAAAAUUUUAUUCUAAUUCUUUGUAUUAAUAAGUAAAUCAAUAAAUCAAUAAAUAAGUAAAUAAAUAAAUAAACAUAUAAAUAAAUAAGAAUAAAUUACAGUUAGAAAUUAUUUAUUUAUUUAUUUAUUAAUAUAAAAAAUUAGAAUAAAAUUUUAAUCGAGAAAAUGUACAGCAACCGCGACCAUCCUCAUGCUAUGCUACAUUUCUGCGUAGUCCGGAUAGGCGCAAUCUGAUUGAUUAACUUUAAUCGUUAAUAACUCGAUAAAUAAUGAUGGUAUGAGUUAAAAUUGCGAAAGGAACUUUUAGUUUAAAAUUCCAUUCUCUUUCACUCCCUGAAAUAUUAAUUAAGAAUUACGGAACACUGUAAAUUUGCUUAAUAUCUGCUAGCGUUGACGUACUAUAAAAAAAGUAAUAUCAUCUUUUCAAAAAGAGUCAAGAUUUUUGUAUUCACCUAAUGUUUUAAUAUUAUGUGCAAUGGAUUGAAUAUUUAUAUUUAUAUAAAAAAGUGUAAGUAAGCUUGAAUGAAGAAACACACUCGAAGUAUGUAGCGAAUUCUUCUGGUAAAACAUAUGACAAUUCAGAAAUAAAAAUAUAAAAUAUUUAUAAGUAAUUUAUGAAUAUUAAUAUUACGUAAUUAAUGCUUAAUCUCUCGUAGAAAACAAUGUACGACUGACACUUAAUCUGUGAUCAAUAUUAAAUCUCAUCGUUAACGCAUUUAUUCGUGAUAUUUGUAUACGAAGAAUAAACGAUUAAAGAUAUCUUUCCUUAAUUAUCAUAUUAUUGCAUUCGUUCUAUUUUUCUUUAAACAUUAUGCAAAUAACGCCAAUAUAAAACUUCAAGCACAUGUACUGUAUAUCUUUGAACUUACGUCUUCGAGAAAAACAUGCUACAUGCAUCGAAUGCUUUAUACUAAUACUUUGGCAUCGUUAAUAUGUGAUACUACCUUAAUAUACUAAUUUAUUUAUAAUUAUUUAUAGACAGUGAAGUAAUAGCAAAACGUAAUACAUACUUAGUCAUGUGGAUUUAUAAAUGUGAAUAGAAAUUUAUAAAUAGAUUUUAAAAGAUAUUUAAUUAUAUUUUAAGAAUAUUAGAUAAGAAAUCAUAAAAAUCCAUAAUUUAUUAACAUAUACAUAAUACUAUUAUAUUUAAAUAGAUAUUUGAAUUUUAAAUAGAGUUAAUUGAGAUGGUAAAUACUGCUGCAUAAAUUUCAUACAUUAUAUAACUUUAUCGAUCGCUGAAGACUGUGUAGAUAUUGUAUGUGACAGACUAUGCCGAAAAAUAGAAUAGAAUUAGUGAAACGUUUGUUUUCAAUCGGUUAUUUAUAUGUAUAAACAUCGUAUAUAAUAAUAUAUAAUAUAUAUAUGUAUAUAAUUUUAAAUUAUUAAUGUAUCUUACUAAAAAUUUUUGUUGCACAUACGUACAUACAUAGAACAAGUUUUAAUAGAUGUAUAUACAUAUAUAAGAUCUGUUUUUUACAUAUAUAAGUCUUUAUGAAUCGCUAUUAAGUAUGUAUUAUUAAUUCUAGUCAACAACGAUUUUGCUUUAUGUAAACUAGAGAAGGAAAGUAUAUAAAUAAGCUGAAAUUAAG